Molecule: messenger RNA, 938 nt
Organism: Aphanomyces astaci
Lineage: Eukaryota; Oomycota; Saprolegniomycetes; Saprolegniales; Verrucalvaceae
Exons: 2
Coding region: 29-847 (272 amino acids)
Cellular component (GO): mitochondrion
Source: RefSeq, a predicted model, not a curated record
CUAGUGUUCAUUUCCCAACUCUCUUGUCAUGACCAACAACACAUCGACCGCGACUUCGACCUCAGGGCUUACGUUCGACGCCGCCGUCGGCGCAAAACUUGCCAUAGACUUCGCGGCCGCUGGCGCGGCGUCCUUCUUCGUGGCGCCGUUUAUCACAACGGUGGACCGAGCCAUCAUAGAGAACGCCAGCGGGAAGCGCGGCCUCUCGACGGCAUUAAAGGAGAUCUCCCUCGACUUCGUUCGCAACCCCCUCUCGUUUGUUCGACGAAAGGAGUUCCUUCUUAUCUAUGGUCUCUACACGGCCACGUACUUGAGUGCCAAUGCCAUCGACACAGUCUGCGACGUGGUCGAAACGGACAAUAGGUUGCCCAAGUUCGUCGGUACCACCGCCGUCAACAUGGGACUGUGCAUUGCCAAAGACCGCGAGUUUGCCCGUAUGUUUGGUGUCAUCGCUCCGGCCAAGUUCCCCCUCACUUCCGUCGCGCUCUUCGCCGUCCGCGACUCCAUGACGGUCGGCGCGUCGUUCGUGGCGCCCCCUGUGAUUGCCACGUACUUUGAAUCCAACGGCUAUGCAAAUAACGCCACGUCCAAUUCGCUGGCGCAGGUGCUAUGUCCUGCCAUGGUCCAAUUCAUAUCGACGCCCCUCCAUCUCCUGAGCCUAGACCUGUACAAUCGUAAGGACGCGAGUCCCCAAAGUCGGGCGUCGUUUGUGUCCCGCGAGUACCUCAAAUCCACCGCCGCCCGCAUCGGUCGGAUUGCGCCGGCGUUUGGAUUUGGCGGCAUUGGCAAUCGAUAUGUGCGAGACAACUUGAGGGCAACGUGGUGCCUCGAUGACGUGGCAGUGUAGGAAUGCUACGAAUAACGUAUAUUCGAGUACAGGUCAUUGUAUUUUCACGUAUGCACGGUACAAAGUCCAUUGACGACGCCUAGAGAUUGCU